Molecule: messenger RNA, 3726 nt
Organism: Diceros bicornis minor
Lineage: Eukaryota; Metazoa; Chordata; Mammalia; Perissodactyla; Rhinocerotidae
Gene: KAZN
Product: kazrin, periplakin interacting protein
Exons: 8
Coding region: 153-1400 (415 amino acids)
Molecular function (GO): protein binding
Source: RefSeq, a predicted model, not a curated record
GAGAGCCCUGGUCGCGCGCGGGCGGCCGGCCGGGCGGGCGGCGGGGGCGGCGCUCGGCUGCGCCCCGAUGCGGCGGCGGCCCUGGGGGCUGUGAGCGGGCGCCCGCCGUCGGAGCCCCCGCGCCGCCGCGGGCAGCGCCCCCCGGCUCCGGCAUGCGGGCGGCCGACGCGGGCACCUGGGAGCGCGUCCGCCAGCUCGCGGCGCAGGGCGAGCCGGCGCCUUCCUGCGGGGCGGGGGCCGGGCCGCCGCGCCCCCCGGGGCCCGCAGCCUGCGAGCCGGGCGUGGACGCGCUGGGGCCCGGGGAUCGGCCCCGCGCCGGGGCGCCCUCGGUUCGAGCGGAUGGCGAUCGCGGCCAGCCGGUGCUCCUGCGGGAAGAAGUGUCUCGGCUCCAGGAGGAAGUUCACCUUCUCCGGCAGAUGAAGGAGAUGUUGACGAAGGACCUGGAGGAGUCACAGGGCGGCAAGUCCUCUGAGGUCCUCUCGGCCACCGAGCUCAGGGUCCAGCUGGCCCAGAAGGAGCAGGAGCUAGCCAGAGCCAAAGAAGCCUUGCAGGCCAUGAAAGCCGACCGGAAGCGCCUAAAGGGCGAGAAGACGGACCUGGUGAGCCAGAUGCAGCAGCUGUACGCCACGCUGGAGAGCCGCGAGGAGCAGCUCCGCGACUUCAUCCGCAACUACGAGCAGCACCGCAAGGAGAGCGAGGACGCCGUCAAGGCUCUGGCCAAGGAGAAGGACCUGCUGGAGCGCGAGAAGUGGGAGCUGCGGCGCCAGGCCAAGGAGGCCACGGACCACGCCACGGCGCUGCGCUGCCAGCUGGACCUCAAGGACAACCGCAUGAAGGAGCUGGAGGCCGAGCUGGCCAUGGCCAAGCAGUCCUUAGCCACGCUGACCAAGGACGUCCCCAAGCGGCAUUCACUCGCCAUGCCGGGCGAGACGGUGCUCAAUGGCAACCAGGAGUGGGUGGUGCAGGCGGACCUCCCGCUGACCGCAGCCAUCCGGCAGAGCCAGCAGACUCUCUACCACUCGCACCCCCCCCACCCUGCGGACCGGCAAGCUGUCAGGGUGAGCCCCUGCCACUCCCGGCAGCCCUCCGUCAUCUCCGACGCGUCUGCCGCCGAAGGCGACCGGUCAUCCACGCCAAGCGACAUCAACUCCCCUCGACACCGGACGCACUCCCUCUGCAACGGCGACAGUCCCGGCCCGGUUCAGAAGAACCUGCACAACCCUAUUGUACAGUCACUAGAGGAUCUUGAAGACCAAAAACGGAAAAAGAAGAAAGAGAAGAUGGGAUUCGGCUCCAUCUCGCGCGUCUUCGCCAGAGGGAAGCAGCGGAAGUCCCUCGACCCCGGCCUCUUUGAUGGUACCGCCCCUGAUUAUUACAUAGAGGAGGACGCGGACUGGUGAUACCCGCCUCCCCUCGCCUGCGGCCCGGCGGGCGUGUCUGUGCGUGUGGACGUGCGUGCGAGCGUGCGAGCGAGCCUGGGGUGCGCGUCUGGGCGUGCGUGGCGGUGCGCGUGCGCGCGAGCUCUCGCACACGUGGGUGCUGGGCGCGGCCGGGCGCCGACACGCGGGGCCCCUCCCCCUGCGUCGCCACCUCUGUAAUUGAUGUACAUACUACAAACGUGUGUGAACCUGUCAACCGUUGUCUUGGGAGUGAUGCAGCUGUGUUGUUAAUCUGGGUUUCUGUCUCUGUUUCUUUUCAAUGUUUUUUUUUUUUUUUUCUUUUUGUUUGGUUCGUUGGGUUGUUUUCUUUCCCCCCUUUCCCCACCCCUCCUUCCUUUUUACGAAACUUGAAAACUUGAAGGACUGCUGUGUAUUUGUAAAUAACAAAAUUAUUGUGCACUCCGUGCUUGUACAUGUCCCCUGUCCAAACCGCCACUUCUGGAGCCCGUCUCCCCGAGGAUGUGGUCUGUUUUUGAUGUCCCCCUCCCCUGCCCCCGGUGUGAACGUCUGGGACCAGACCCAGUUCUCGGGGCGCGCCCAAGUCACUUUAACCCCAAAACGCCAUCGUCAUCAGGGUAAGGUCCGCCGUCCGCAGAGACUCGAGAGCCCGGCCAGGGGGCCUCGUCUCGGCUCGGUGUGUCAAAUGGGCUCUUUUUAACGGCCUGCCAGUUUUUUAAUUGUGUUGCCGUUUCUUUCUUUAUGGAAAAAAAGAAAACUGUUCCAUUUAAUUUAUUUGCACAGAUGCAAAAGACUUCUUCUGUCUGAAUUAUUACAUAAAUGUUGGAAUGUAUAUUUUUCCACGGGGCGGGCGGGAUGUCUCUGUUGACUUGUCUGUUCUCUUACCACGCUGCUGCGAAACUGUGCGAGGUAGAGUUAGGGUGGCCGGAACCCAGGGACCAUCGGAUUUCAAAGCUUGCUUUUUUCUGUUCCUUCUUCUGUCUCUCUUCCGCGUUCUUCCGCCCCUGCAUCGAAGUGCGCUCCCCCUUCUUCCCACCCGUAGCUCUCUCCAGGCCUUUCUGUGUGUAUUUAUUUCUCUGAAAUACAGAACACUGACCUCAGUGAGCAGAGCGCCUACUCUAAUGGUCACUUCCUCUUGGGUCUGUCUUUUGAGAGAGGUUAAACACAAGGGAGACGGCCAACCGCAUGACCACAGGGUACGACCGCAGGGACCCUCGGCCCCAGUCGGUUCCAGAGGGUCCUCGAGCCGCAUACGUUCCUCCCUGCAGCUGUGUCUUUCUCGUCCUUGGUCUGUUCUGCACGUUGGCCAGGCAGGUGUCACUGGGGCAGGCGCCCGUCUCAAGGGGAGGGCUGUUGGGGACACAGGAUCCAGCACCAGAGCCUCUGCCCUCCUCAUUCUGGUUGGUUCCUCCAGCCGCACUGAACAGAAUCCCUUGGGAUCCCUCGGGCCCUGUCCUCCAAUUUGUCAGAGCAGCCUAAGCUGGCACACCCCAGGAGAGAAGGGGGGCGGGAACUCUGCCUGUUUGGGGAGCAGUGUUGGCCCCAAUGAGGCUUCACCAGCAAAGGAACCGUGUGCAUUGUAACGCCGGGCGAUGGAGACCACGCAGACCUCCCACGGCCUAAAACUAGCAUUCCCUUUUGACCUGUGAAUCCCCCCUCUGCUCCACCCUAACUACUAACGCUGCUCAGCUCACACGCCCUCUAAACAACAGUAGUUGCGCUUUCUGCUAACAAGUAACAUUUUCAGCUCUUACAAAGACACAAGUAGGUUUUAAAAUGCUGGAACAUCUCUAUCAGAAUGCACAGGAUAUUUUGUCCAAAGUCUCUAAAACAGACAGAAAAGCCCCAUGAGGGUGCCCUUUCCUUCUGCCCUGGUGGGGGGUUGGGAAGGAGAGGCAGGGUGGGUACCUAACAGGGGUCUUCCUGGCCCUCUUUGGCUAAGCUGUUGAGCUGAGCCUGGCGGUCAGGGAGAGCGGCCGGAGGGCAUCUCUCUCUACGGAGGGAGAUUUUGGAAAAUACUUUUCUCCCCUGUGAGUUUUUUUUUCUUUUGGUUGUUUUUUAUUGUUUUCCCUCUACUUACGAGAAAGUCAGAUUGCAACCACUCCUGGUAAUGAUUUAGGAGUUCCUUCUCAUUUCAGUUUUUGUAAAUUAGGAGAUAAUUCUAAGAGUUACUAAGGAUGAUUUAUUUAAGAGAACUACGUCAAAUAGCAAAUGAGUUGUGGGUAACAUUAGGUGAAAAUAACCUUUCCCAUGGGAAAGGUUUCUCGAAGGCAUGGAUGCAAAUAUAAAAUAUAAAAAAAAAAAUCUAAAUAAAGCUUAUUUUAAAAUA